Molecule: messenger RNA, 2626 nt
Organism: Diospyros lotus (date-plum)
Lineage: Eukaryota; Viridiplantae; Streptophyta; Magnoliopsida; Ericales; Ebenaceae
Exons: 2
Coding region: 309-2249 (646 amino acids)
Source: RefSeq, a predicted model, not a curated record
ACAUGUAGGAUGAGCCCACAAAUUCCAAGAGUCUUUCAUCAAUCGCUUUGGUGUCAGUCAAAGUCUCCUGAAUCUGACACCCCAAUUCGAUCCUUCCAUCAAUCCCAUGAAAUUCAUACAAUUUUCCUGAAAUUCAUCCAUUUUUUUCUUCAUCCAAUCCUCUGCAACUGAAGAAGAUUCAUCUCACUUGGCCUCUUCCCAAUUUGGGUCUCAUUUGAAUUCUGCUUUUCCAUCCCCACUUCCCACUUCUCCUCCAUUGGCCUAAUUUUCUCGGGAAAAUUCAACAAAAACCUGUACUUUCCCUGAAAAUGGAGCUCGUACCAUAUUCAGACACAGACAAGACCAAAUCAAGCUCCUCCUCGUCUUCUCUGCCGUGGCAAGACAUGUUCCGAUCAGCCUCCAACCGCAAGCCAGACGCCUCGCCCCAGAACCACGCACCUCCAGCGGCGCCCAACGAAUCGCCGCCGCCGAGGCCGCCAACUGACGAUGCCUCCCAGGUGCGCUUCGCCCUUUACAUCGCCAUGGCCCACGCCGGCCUGGCCUUCGCCAUAUUCGUACUCUACGGCGUCUGCAAAAUCUUGGAAGAUUUCAUACGCCCCAUUCUCUGGGCCGUGCUCUGUUCAAUCCCUCUCCGAGGGAUUCAACAAACCCUCUUAGGCUUUUGGUCGGAACCCCUCAAUAUGGGGCUCACCGAAACCGUCCUGGCUGUUCCGGUGGCCGUGUUCACGGUUUUCGUGAGCACCAUUGUCGAUAUCCGCGACUUGAUCUCGCGGGUUCUGAGAAGGAAGAAACCAAGGGUUUUGAGAAGGAAUCGAACUGCCUUUUCAAAAUUGGUUCGAUGGCUUGUUUCGUUCUGGAUUUUUGUAUUUGCUUAUGAACAAAUUGGCGCAACUGGGUCGAUUUCAAUUCUCGUUUUGGGGUUUCUGUUUGGUUCUACCACUGCUGAAUCCACCAUGUCUGCGGUUUCGUCGUUUAGGAGCCGUAGUUUUCAGAGGAGUGCUUUAAGUGCGUUUUUCACCAGAGGGAUUUUGAAGAGGUUGAAGACAAUUGUGGCCAUCGGGUUGAUGGCUGGGAUGAUUGUUGGGUCCUUGUCUGGAUUGGUUUUCUUUUCCUAUAAGAUAGGGGUCGAGGGGAAGGACGCGGUGAUGGCGCUCAAAUUGCACGUGGCAGAGAGCAAUUAUGCCGAGAAGAUUGGUGUCAAGAAGUGGAUGGAUGAGAAUGAUGUGCCGGGGAUGGUGGAUACUUACACCACCAAGUUUUACGAGACUGUUUCUGAUCAGAUUGAUAGUUUUGCAAUGCAGUAUAACUUGACGGAGCUUGUAGCCGGCAUCAAGCAGUUUGCCAUCACUCCGUCUUCGAACUUGACUGGGCGUUCCACGACUUUGAUGUCUCCAUCCCCAUAUACGGAGAAAAUUUUGAGUUUGAGGAAAAGGGUUAGAGAUCGCGAGUGGGGACAAAUUUAUACAGAGUUGGAUGCAUUGUUCAGGGAAUUACUGAUCACAAGGGAGGAUUUGGUUGAGAAGGCCAAAGGGUUUGCUGUUCAAGGAAUGGAUGUGAUGCAAAGUGUGUUUUCUAGUAGUAAAUCUGUUCUAGGUCGCAGCACUAAGCUCGUAUUUUUGGUUACCGACUCCAUCGUCUCUGGAGCAGCAGGGCUUUUCAAUUUUGUGUCCAAAUUAAUGGUUUUCUUCUGGGUUUUGUAUUAUCUUAUUACAUCCGAAUCUGGUGGGGUUACAGAACAAGUUAUGUCUUUGAUUCCAAUUCCAAAAUCUGCAAGAACUCGGUGUGUUGAAGUUCUUGAUAAAGCAAUUUCUGGUGUUCUAUUGGCAACCGCUGAGAUUGCUUUCUUUCAGGGAUGCCUCACUUGGCUUUUGUUUAGACUAUGCUCAGUACACUUUUUGUACAUGUCAACCAUACUUGCAUUCAUCAGCCCUUUGUUGCCGAUCUUUCCAUCUUGGCUUUCAACUAUUCCUGCAGCUUUGCAGUUGAUUCUGGAAGGCCGAUAUGCAUUGGCAGUUAGCUUAUCCGUUAUUCAUCUUGUGCUUAUGGAUUAUGGUACAUCAGAGAUUCUAGAGGACAUCCCUGGUAAUAGUGCAUACCUUACCGGGCUUAGCAUCAUCGGUGGAAUGACAUUGUUUUCAUCUGUAGUGGAGGGAGCCAUAAUGGGACCGCUGAUAACUACUGUUGUAAUUGCCCUAAAGGAUUUGUAUACUGAAUUUGUUCUGGAUGAACCAGAGGAAAGUGACAAGUAGAAGACUCUGCAUGUUUUCAGUGUUUGUUUCCUGAGAAAAUUCUCACAACUGCUUGAAGAAGCUGCGUACCACAUAGGUAGAGUUGCUUAGCAAAAGCUGCAGAAUUGAUGUUUGAAUGUUCAUUUUGGGUUAAUUAUGCCAUUCUAUGGGAAGUGCCUCACUUGCCACAACACAGUGCCACAACAAAUCAAUUCUUUUCUUCACUGCUCUUAAUGAUGUGAGUAUGUUGUAAGGGUAGAGAUGGUAUAUACUUUUAUUUUAUGCCUUGCUUGUUGGCUGGUAUAUCUAUGUCAGGAGGAUAACUUAAUUGGAUAUAUUUAUUGAUGUAGAUGCUUAUUUUGUUCCAUAAAUAGAACAUUUGGAAGGUUUCAAUUGGA